CCUUGGCCAAUUUGGGCAUCGGCAUGCCUGGUCAGUCCCUUCUCCUACAAGCUCAUGUGACCCAAGGCUGGCUAUAAAUAGCCAAGGAACUGUGAACAAAGACAGAAUCCCAGAGUCUGAGAAGAGCCGAGAGGAAAGGAGCAAGGCAAGAGUCUUUGGAACUUGGGGCGCCCACUCAGUGCGUGCUUGUGAAGCCAGAAGCUGCUUCCCCCAAGGGAUGGAUUAUAAGUCAGGUCUGAUUCAUGAUUCGAACCCCAUGGAAAACCUGGAGAAGCAGUUGGUCUGCCCCAUCUGUUUGGAGAUGUUCACCAAGCCCGUGGUCAUCCUGCCCUGCCAGCACAACCUAUGCCGAAAAUGUGCCAACGAUAUCUUUCAGGCUGCAAACCCCUACUGGUCCAACCGAGGUGGCUCCAUUUCAGGAGGCCGUUUCCGAUGCCCAUCCUGCCGCCAUGAGGUGAUCAUGGACAGGCAUGGGGUGUAUGGGCUUCAGAGGAACCUACUGGUGGAAAAUAUCAUUGACAUCUAUAAACAAGAAUGUUCAAGCCGGCCCCUGCAGAAGGGCAACCACCCCAUGUGUAAGGAGCAUGAGGAUGAGAAGAUCAACAUUUACUGCCUGACCUGCGAGGUGCCCACCUGCUCCAUGUGCAAAGUAUUUGGGGCCCACAAGGCCUGCGAGGUGGCCCCACUGCAGAACGUCUUUCAGGGCCAGAAGACAGAGCUGAGCAACUGCAUCUCCAUGCUGGUAGCUGGGAAUGACAGAGUGCAGACGAUCAUCACUCAGCUGGAAGACUCCUGUAGAGUUACCAAGGAGAAUAGCCAUCAAGUGAAGGAGGAACUGAGCCAAAAGUUUGAUGUCCUGUAUGCCAUCUUAGAUGAGAAGAAGAGUGAGCUGCUACAGCGAAUCACUCGGGAGCAAGAGGAGAAGAUCAGCUUCAUUGAAGCCCUGAUACAGCAGUAUCGGGAGCAGCUGGAAAAGGCCACCAAACUGGUGGAGACAGCCAUCCAAUCCAUGGAUGAGCCAGGAGGAGCCGCCUUCCUGAUGAAUGCCAAGCCACUGAUCAAAGCCAUUGUGGAAGCAUCCAAGGGCUGCCAUCUAGGCAAGAUAGAACAAGGCUUUGAGAACAUGGGUUACUUCACCUUGGAUCUGGAGCACAUAGCAGACACCUUGAGGGCAAUUGACUUCAUGUCAGACGAGGAAGAAGAAGAGUUCAUCGAGGCAGAGGGGGAUGAGGAAGAGGAAGAAGAGCCCGCUGGAGGGGAAGGUGGGAGGAGUACAGGAAGGAGGCAGGAAGAUCUCCAGUGAGAAAACCCAAGCCAAGAGAGAGACAGGAGAAAAGAGGCCUCACCCAGGAGAGGAGUCUUUGUGGCAAGCCCCGAGCUCAGAGGGGAGAAGGAUCCCACCUCUGCCAGGUCGCAGAGACUGGACACACCCCAUGGCCUAGCAAGUGGCCACUCACCCAGGCUUAGAGACUUGUUGAAACAAAACACACAGGACACUUUUCUACGUUGGUGCAAAAUGGAAUGUUUUGUACAAUUUCUUUUUUAAUGUUUUUUUUUGUAUAUAACUGUAAAUGUAUAUGGAUCUGGUGCUUUCUGGAAAAAGACUUUGCACAUUGUGCAGGGGAGGAAGGUCAUUGUGUGGAAUGAUUAGAAGUGGUCAGAGAUGCUGAGGGAUUGGGUACUUGGCAGCUGUCCGGGCCCCUCUCCACACCACUUUCUGGGCCUAGAAAGAAAGAGUGUACUGUACUUUAAUGCAUAUUCCUGUCACACAGGGUACUUACUGACUGAAUUUAUGUUGCACAUUGUUCAAAUAAAUGCACAGUUCUAUCAGA
Phascolarctos cinereus (koala) is the source of this 1832-nucleotide messenger RNA. RefSeq names its product tripartite motif containing 63 (gene TRIM63). Lineage: Eukaryota; Metazoa; Chordata; Mammalia; Diprotodontia; Phascolarctidae. Gene Ontology annotation, molecular function: zinc ion binding. The record is from RefSeq and is a predicted model, not a curated record.